GCCUUAAAAAAUUAAGUUCAGCUUAGUCAGGAGUGGGUGUAUGCAGACACCGAAAGGGACGACCGCACAUCGAUCAGCUUGACUUGAUCAAAACCAUAAUAAUGGGAAACGCACCCUCAAACAACCUCAACCGACCCACUGGACUGACACUCGAUAGCUUCGUCUCCGAACUAGGGACCGACAUACUCUAUGAGAAAUCUCUGGGUCCAGCUCGAUUCCUCAAGACCAUCAGGGCUCGCCAUAAGUAUGGUCGAAUCGUCGUCAAGGUGUUUGUCAAGACCGACCCCUCAUUCAGUCUCAAAGGUUUCGUCAGGAGACUCAAAUCAGAGCGUGGAUUGCUCCAGGAUGUCCCAAACGUAUUAACCUAUCAGAGGGCGGUCGAAACCGAGAAGGCGGGUUACCUGAUCAGACAAUGGUUAACUAACAACUUAUACGAUCGGAUCAGUACGCGUCCCUUUCUAAGCCUCGCCGAAAAGAAGUGGAUUGCUUUUCAACUGUUGACCGCUAUGCGUAACUCUUGGAAUCGAGGGGUCCCACACGGCGACCUGAAAUCAGAAAAUGUGAUUGUGACCUCCUGGAACUGGAUCUAUAUCACCGACUUCUCCUCGACCUUCAAACCAACUUACCUACCCGAAGAUGAUCCUGCCGAUUUCUCGUACUACUUCGAUACCUCCUCACGCAGAUCCUGUUAUCUAGCACCAGAGCGGUUCUAUUCCGCUGAAAUUGAGAUUGAAACAACGACAAAAGCCAAAGUCUUGGAAAGUAUGGAUGUUUUUGGCUUGGGCUGUGUGAUUGGUGAAUUAUUCACCGAAGGAAGUAGUCCGUUCACUCUCAGUCAGAUGUUCAAUUACAAGUUUGGGGAAUAUUCCGUGGAGCCGUACUUGCGUGGAAUCGAAGAUGAGAAGAUUCGGGAUUUGGUUCGAAGCAUGAUUCAGCUCAAUCCGAGUGAUCGAUUAACAUUUGAAGAGUAUUUGAACAACUGUCAAAGCAACAAAACCUUCCCUAGUUCCUUUUAUAUGUUCCUUCACCCUUUCCUUUUGAGCAUUCAAGAUCUCUCUGGCCCUUUCAAUCCACCGAUCACCCCUCGAAAGGUUCAUGUUGAUGGCUUAGGAGCCGGCCCUUCAAUAGCAGGAGGCUCGAGGCUAGGCGAUUUUUCAUCCCAUUCCAAACUCAGAAAUGACGCGGAUGGCAUCAUCGAAAAAUUGUGGUCCGAUUUCGAAUACAUUUCGGGUUUCAUGGGUGGCACCCACAGGCGAAAAGUUCACCCAAAGCCGACUGAAGGAAGUGGUGAGACCGUUCAUCCGCACUCUGAUAUGACGGUUGACCAAUCCGAAGGGACACGGCCCCAAACAUCACGGCAUGCUUGGGCCGACUUUCCUUUGAGGAUCAAUGUCCCAGGUCGUAAUGUUUGCCUACGGUCAACACCUGAGCUUUCAAAAGGCUCUGUGGAUGAUGAUGUCGCCUUGAUCCUUCUAUCAGUUCUGAACUCCAAUAUCCGUAGUUGCUUGUAUCCCAAUUCAGUCUUGAAGGCUUUGGAUCUAUAUCUCGCCUUGCUGGAUCAUCUGACGGAUGAGACCAUGCUGGAUCGUGUUUUGCCGUUCCUUGUUAGCCUGCUCAACUCCGCCGAAAGUUGUGAUUCGAUCAAAACUAGCACUUUGUUAUGUUUAACCCAGGUUUUGUUACUGGUUGACAUGAUUACUCCCUCAAAUUCAUCCUUGUUCCCCGAGUACCUCAUUCCUAAUCUUAAACAUUUAAUUAACGACCCUUCGGAGUUUGUUCGUGCAACACUUGGAAAGUGCAUCGGUCCACUGGCUUUAACUAGCAAGAGGUUUUUAAACUUGACGCAAGUCAUCAACCAGAGAAAACGAAUGGAGUGCGACACAAAUCAGAUGACUCCGGGGGAUCCAGUUGAUACAAUCGAGUCAUCGUAUGAUUAUAAUAUCAACGAACUUCACCGACAAUUCCAAGAAAUCGUUGUAUCGCUGCUUACGGAUAGUUCCACCGUCACCAAAAGGUCACUUCUGACCAGCCUUCCAGACUUGUCGAAAUUCUUCGGUCGAGUAAAAACCAAUGACAUCCUCUUGGCUCACAUCCUAACUUACCUGAACGAAAACGAUUACAUCCUGCGAACAUCAUUCUUCGAGCAUAUGGCUGACAUAUAUACUGAAAUCGGACCCGUAAGCGUUGAAGAGUAUUUAUUACCCAUGAUGAUGCAAGCUUUAGCAGAUUCGGAAGAAUUUGUUUCUACUCGUGUUAUUACCGCAUUGACUGAAGUCAUCAAGAAAAAGCUCCUAAGUGAGCAUAAGCUCUGGGAACUGAUUGCUGCCGUCAUAGUUCUACUAAGCCACCCGAAUUCAUGGAUCAGACGAGCAUCUACGGAACUGAUCGUCACGGUCUCCCAUGUACUGCCGACAACAGACGUGUGGUGUGUAUUGUACCCAGCCCUGCGGAAGUUCCUCCGCUGUGAUAUUGAAGACUUGACUAAGCAGUCCAUCUUGACCAACUUAGAAGCCCCGAUAUCACGAAUUGUGUAUGAGGCUGCAGUAGUUUGGGCGGGGAGAAGACAGCGCUCAUCGUUUUGGCAAUUACCAAGUGCUGCUGCUAAGAAACCACCGUCUAGCUCUGCAUCUCCAUCUACCCAACCUGCGUCUACCUCUCGCCAAUUCCAAACAAAUUUUCCUGAUAAUCACGCUUUGCUGUCUGAAGAUGAUACGGCACAACUGAGUCAACUACGCAAAAUUGGUAUGACCCCGGUGGAUGAGGUCAGGCUUAAAAAUAUGAGGCAGCACAUUGUCAAAGUAGCAGAUUCUCGUUCUAGACUUCCUACACCUAAUACUACCCUAGAAGCUUCAAAUCUUUUGGACGAUAACAAUGUUUCCCUCCAAGACUUUGGAAUCCCGCUGCAUAACAUCCUUUUGAAAAAUCCAUCGGCCUCAGAUAAUAGCAACCUCAAGAAAACUAAUAGCUCUAGCAACUUGACGGUUCAUAAUCAUCGUCUGCCCGGCAGUUUGCAGCGGAAAGUCUCUGUCGACAUUCCAUCAUCAUCAACCGAUCCGGAGCGCCCAGGUACCAGGAACGACUCACCCACAGUUACGGAUCUUCGAAGACAUCUGGUAACCCGUAAUGUCAUGAGUCCAUCGAUUCCGGGCACACCCACUCCUGAGAUACAAACAUCUCGACCUCAAAGUUGUGGCAGUUCGACUGACGCACAUCCCCUUGGCGGACUACUAGAGCGUUCGAGCGAGAUUACUGCCAAACCCAUUCUUGAGUCGCGAAACAAUGUAUCCAGUUCAAAAGGCUUCGAUGUUUCCAAAACUAAUCCAGCCACCGCCCGCGAUACGACCUCGGUAUUUGGUGUGUUAGAUACGGAAGCUCGGACGCGUCAAGCUCAUGUUGAUUUCAGUGGUCUUGGCUCUCAAGCAACGGAACAAAUGUCCAGUGUCUAUCCUCAUCGUACCCGAUCAAGUGCACCACCGCCCCAGCGAUUCAGUAGUACAUACGAGGGACAUGAUGCCAACAUCCGCUAUUUACUCGAGCGCGUCUUUCUAGACAGUUAUCGAGAUCCUUUACCCGAAUUCGGCCCGAUGGUGGCUGAAGGGAUUCCCCGGCGGAAAGCAUUUCGGUCGUUUUUGGCUGUCAAGGAGAAAAGCUCGAGAUCUUCGAGCGGGAAUUUGAUUGGUCAUUUGAUUGAACACACUGCAGCGGUUUCUAGUCUUUGUGUUUCUCCAGAUUUUGUCUUCUUCGCCAGUGGAUCUCACGAUGGGACGGUUAAGGUUUGGGACACCGUUCGACUGGAAAAGAAUGUAACUAGCAAGUCGCGUCAUACAUUCAAUCAAGGAGGACGGAUCACCCAAGUUUGUUUGUUGGAGCACAGCCAUUGCGUGGCAAGUGCCUCUACCAAUGGUACACUAUUAGUUCAUCGAAUCGACGUCAACUUCGAUAGCAACCUGCCUAGUUACUCCAAACCAGAAGCAAUUCGACAACAUAAACUGAAUUCGGGGGAAUACAUUACAUCUAUGAUUCAUUACAACACUCUGACGUCAUCCGACUUGAUCUAUAUUACCAACAAAUGCUCAAUCGUCACUCUCGACCUGAGGACCAUGCGGACUACACGAGUGCUUCGAAAUCCCAAACACUUCGGACCUCUUUCCAAAUUAUGCAUCGACCAAAAAAAGAUUUGGCUAGCCGUCGGAACUACCAUGGGCUAUCUAUCUCUUUGGGAUUUGAGGUUCGGGUUGUUAUUGAAGACUUGGAAGAUGGCCGAUGGACCGAUCCAUCAGCUGAACGUUCAUCCUACUCAGGGUAAAGGGCGUUGGGUGGUCAUUGCAGCUCUGUCAACAAUCGACAAUCACCCCGAACGUCCGACCCAUCAAACCUUACAAGUAUGGGACUUAGAAAUGGGUAAAUUGGUGCAAACCUUCUUAGUCUCUCGGAAUACAUCUGAUGUAGCUGUCGAUAGAUUUCGAGCCAAACAUGAGGGACUGGACGACGAGAAUUGCCAUUACUCCAACGCGAAGUCUGUCGCACCUUUACCCCCACAGCUGAACGCAACGAGUGCUAUAGAGCGGUUGCUACAAGAAAAUCAGUGUUUGGAGCCAUCAAAGAGACAGAACAUCCUCGGCCCUAAUCCCUCGCAGCUACUACGUCAACCACCAACAGUUUCCUCAUUCAUCAUUGGCUCACGAUAUCACGACAACAUGUCUAGUUCCGGCGAACUGAUCAUGAUGGCAGAUGAGCUCAACAUUUCUCAAGCCCCUUCGAGACCGGCUGGAUACUUGAUAAGUGCCGGCGAAGACCGCAGGAUUCGGUUCUGGGAUCUCGCUGUACCUGAGCGCUCGAACACAGUCAGCGGAUUGGAGAUGGAAGAUGAUCGGCCGCAAUUCAGGUCUGAUGCAUCGGAUACCCCGACGAUCCAUCUCGAAUACAUCGCCAAAUCCUAUCAAAGCAGUCAUCCACACCGACGCCCCAACAAUCCGUCGAGAGCCGAUGCGAAUCCGACCCCUCAUCGCUCGACCGUCGUGGCCAAUUACCAGCAAUCGCUACUCAGAAAUCACGGCGAUGCGGUCACGGCGAUCGCGGUGAUCGACUUGCCGUUUCGCUGUAUCGUCAGUGCCGAUAGAACCGGUGUCAUUCACAUUUACGAGUGUAAAGACCGCAGUCGGUUUCGAGGCGAUGAAUGAAAAUUCGACGACAGCUUAACUUGAUAUGUGUAUUUUUGUAUCAAUUUUUUUCGAGAGCUAAGAAUGCUCUUUUUUUUUUUCUGUUAAUCACUUGUAAUAUUUCUACUGACCUAACAGGCAGGAUACAAAUACGAUGCCAUGAUAUAAGCUCAAUGAUGUAUGAUCUUCACCUUCCCUAUGUUUUUCUAGUGAUUUCUGAGAGACUCUCUAUCUAGGAGAAAUAAGUGGACCAAAACCUGAAAAACAAAUCUCUGUAUGACUACACUUGUAAUACUUGUGCACCUCUUGUUGUCAUUUUGUACUGUGUUCUUUUGUUCUGUUGUUGUGUUGUGGGUAAUGUACAUAAGCCUUAAUAAGGAGGCUGGAAAUUGAAUGAGCAAUCAGAUGUGGA
Molecule: messenger RNA, 5571 nt
Organism: Puccinia graminis f. sp. tritici CRL 75-36-700-3
Lineage: Eukaryota; Fungi; Basidiomycota; Pucciniomycetes; Pucciniales; Pucciniaceae
Product: VPS15 protein kinase
Exons: 18
Coding region: 102-5180 (1692 amino acids)
Biological process (GO): protein targeting to vacuole; late endosome to vacuole transport; autophagy of peroxisome
Cellular component (GO): phosphatidylinositol 3-kinase complex, class III, type II; nucleus-vacuole junction; late endosome
Molecular function (GO): protein binding; protein serine/threonine kinase activity; ATP binding
Source: RefSeq, a predicted model, not a curated record